AUGGGGAUACUCUAUUCAGAGCCCAUUUGUCAGGCAGCUUAUAACAACGAUUUCAAUGAAGUUCAGCUCCUUUUGGAGCGCAACAGCAACUACCUGAACAUCCAGGACAGCACUGGUGGAGAUACCCCCCUGAUUUGUGCAUGCAAGCAGGGAAACAACAGGAUAGUUAGGUAUCUUCUAAGAAGAAAUGCUGAUGUCAACCUCAGAAACAAGAAAGACCGCACGUGUCUGCAUUAUGCUGUGAGAAAACGGUUUACCUUCCUUGACUACGUGCUCAUCAUAAUACUCAUGCCAGUUAUGCUUAUUGGAUAUCUUCUUAUGGUGAGUUUGGAUGAAAGCAGUUUUGCCAAGGCUCAAGGAUGA
This is a messenger RNA of Chaetura pelagica (chimney swift), 363 nucleotides long. RefSeq names its product ankyrin repeat domain 22 (gene ANKRD22). The record is from RefSeq and is a predicted model, not a curated record. Gene Ontology annotation, molecular function: protein binding. The coding region runs from base 1 to 363 and encodes 120 amino acids. NCBI's taxonomy places the organism in Eukaryota, Metazoa, Chordata, Aves, Apodiformes, Apodidae. The transcript is spliced from 4 exons.